This is a messenger RNA of Toxotes jaculatrix (banded archerfish), 4082 nucleotides long. It is a transcript of the gene npdc1b, whose product is annotated as neural proliferation, differentiation and control, 1b. The coding region runs from base 273 to 1220 and encodes 315 amino acids. The transcript is spliced from 9 exons. NCBI's taxonomy places the organism in Eukaryota, Metazoa, Chordata, Actinopteri, Toxotidae. The record is from RefSeq and is a predicted model, not a curated record. Gene Ontology annotation, cellular component: membrane.
GGUCUGCGGUGCAGAGCAGACAACACAGUAGCGCCUGGAUUCUCCUUGCUGCUGCUGCGUGCAUCGUCCAUCCUAAACUGUGUCCUCUUCUGCUGCUGGUGGUGUUUAUUUCGUUCUUCUGAGUCUUCUCCUCCCUGAGCACCGGGGGAUGAUGGGGGAAUGAUCAGCACCGACUACCCUCCACGGCCGCCGCCACCUCCUGCUCUUCCUCCUCUUGCUUCUCCUUCGGUCGGUCUACGUGUCCCCUGACAGUCGUCGGAGCUCUGCCCAGGAUGUGGGCCCCGCUGCUCGGCCAGGCUGCGGUGUUUGCGGCCCUGUUGGCGCUGAGCACCUGCUUGACAGGAUCUCAUCUGUGCCCACGGAGUUUGGACUGUGCCCGGGCAGGACGACACUUCUGCCAGCCGGGCAGCUCACGCUGUGGCCCCUGCCUGCACCCUCUGGUGGAGAACUCCCAUGGCCGAUGUGUGGUCAAAAGGAGGCAUGCUCCUCACUCUGCUCAGUUCAAUACAGGUAAGACGAGCACUUACCCUGAGCUGGAUGAGGAGAUCGACUUCCUGUCUGCCAUCAUCAGUGAGCAGAGAACUGAGACCAGGCUGCCAGCUCCACCCUCACAGGAUGUCUCUAAACUCAAAUCCAAGCAGCUCAGUGACUCCAUCCACGCCCACAGAGCGUCCGUCACUGAGCAGCCCACGAGCCAGAGUGUCCCACUUACCAGGAUUUCUCCACCCACCAUCACCGCCACCACCACAAACCACACUCCCGCUCUGCUCAGCGAACCCAUCAUCCUUCCCUACCCUUCCGGUGACCAUGUCUUCAUCAUCAUGAGUAGCAUCUUCAUCGUGGCGGGUUCGCUGGCUUUGAUAAUGGCAGGAGCCUGUUGGGUCAGACUGCAGAAAGGUGUGCGUCUAACUCAGAAGGUGGACUCUCCUGCAUAUGGACUGAUCAGAGCCCAAACCUUUGACAAUUUGCCUGGGGACAAGAAGCUGGCCCACAGUGCCCAGAUGUACCACUACCAGCACCAGAAGCAGCAGAUGCUUUCACUGGAGAAACACAGGGAUGAGCCAAAAGUUCCUGACUCAGGAGCAUCAACAGAUGAGGAGAACGAGGACGGAGAUUUCACAGUGUACGAGUGUCCUGGUUUGGCACCUACAGGGGAAAUGGAAGUGAAGAAUCCGCUGUUUGAUGACUCCACUCUUUACCUGCAGAGGUUCCACAAGUAAACCUGGACAUUCAAACUCUGUCCCACUCUGAACGCAGCACCUGUGUGUACAAAUAGUUUAAUUUACAGACAUGCACACACUCCACAUACACUACUGUGCACAGUCCAGUCCUUUUAAUGGACAGGACGGAGAGUGUAAGGUACGUGGAGGAGGAGUGAGGUGUUCAUGGACAUUUAAAGGACGUCACGGGGCUGGUUUCUUGUUUGAAGCAGGACUGAAUCUUGGACCAAUAUCUCCCAUUCUACAGCCACAUACUCUCCUUUUUUAUGCCAUCUCUCUUUUUUCCUAGUUUUGUUUACAAAAUUACAAUCAACUCAUAUCGGAGAAUUGAAAAUGACUUCUGUCAGGUAGCAGACACACAUAUGGACUUUCUUUCUGAUGCCACUGAGCUACAGCUAAGAGUUUCCGUCAGUUAAUUGGAAGGCCUCCAUGAAUGUUUAUUAAUCAGUAAACACUUAAUUUAUUGAGUCGUCACUGCAGGCUUUGGUUUUAAUGAACCGUUUUUAAAAAGAAAUGUAAUUUUAGUACUUUGUGAACACACCUCCAUGCAGCACCGUGAUCAGUAUCACUAUGUUAUGUAGCCAUUGUGUUCUCAGUCUAGUUGCUCUAUGCAUGAAUUGAUGACGCUGUGUAUGAAACAUGAGAGACAAUAUGCAUUUACAGUUCUUACAAGUUUCUUGUGCAAACUUGCAAUUUGCUAAAAAAAAAUCAUAUAUAUAUAUAUAUGUAUAUGUAUAUGUAUAUGUAUAUGUAUAUGUAUAUGUAUAUGUGUAUAUAUAUAUAUCUCAAAGGAAUUUGAAACUUCUCUACCUAGCACUCUGAAACAGAGUGAGGCCAUCGUGUAUAUAUGGUACCUAGCUAAUAUGGCUGGUCCCCAUGGUUUUGUGAUCUGUAUAUAGCUGCUAACGUGUACAGGAAUGAGAUCUUACCUCUCACUCACUGUGUUCGUACUCUAGAUUCCCGAGUACUGUGUCAAAUAUUGAGCUGUUUGUUUCCUUAUCAUUGACUAUACUUGCAGGGUUCCUACACAUGUGGAAUGAACACAGUUAUGAUGUUCAGGGUCUGAAAAUAUAUUAUACCCACUCUAUGUGUUGCGCAUAACAGUUUUUAACUGAAAUGUAGUAGUUUUGUAGAUUAAGGGGAAAGCAGAAAGCAUCCGCACACUGUAACAUAGCUCCUGAACUUUUAUUAGAAGUGAACAUGUAAUAUUUCAGUCCUACCAAGUCUUUAUCUGGUAAAACAUGACAAAAAGGUAGCGUCCAUGUUGGUAUAAAUUACUAAUUAUCAUGCUAAUGUCAGCGACAGCCAAUCAAGUGAUUUGGAUAAAAACUUUUCAUUAUCAUAGAACAAUAUGUAUAUUCAAUAUAUCUGGGAUUUUUGCAAAAAUAGCAACAACAUUGUUCAAGAUUAAAUAGACGCCACUUGCUAGAAAAUAAUGGUAAGGGAUACAAAUAUUCCCUCAGAAGGGCAUAUAGUAAUUACAGUCACAAGAGGAGCUGCCACAUUUCUAAUAAAAGCUUUAAGUGACUCAUAAAUAUAUGGAAGUUGUCAUUUUUAGAAUGACACAUAUGAGAAAAAUUGCUUAUACAAGGCAGACGUGGCAACCCUGGCCAGAAACCAGAGCAGUGAUGCACCAAUCAGAACGUUGUCUGUCUGGUGCAUCUCAGACCCAAAUCAGCCCUGUGGUGCUUUGACCAGUUUUACAAUACAUGCUUGGGAAAAUUAUGCCCAAAUAAAAGCUGCCACAAAAAUACUGUAGUCCCAUUGAAUUUUCAUCAGAAUUUAGCUACAGUCACACAGAAGCUACACUCAAAUGAAAAAUCAAAAAUUUCAGUUCAAUUAAAGGAUUUUAAUUAAACAUUAGUGUCUCUGGACCUAAAUAAUCCAGUGUGCAGAUAUAAUGAAUGCACCAAUCUAACUUUGUCCUCCCUGAUACCAGUUUGAGGGCCUGUCAUGACUGAAUGACAAUUUACUGACAGUAGUAAGACUGAAUUUUCAUAAUGGCAUUUUCAUAAUCUGCUCAUAUGAUUGAAUUGGUGCAUUCCUAAUGGAUAUUCUCUGCUUUUUCCUUUACUGGACCUGCUUCCCUCAGCUGACCUAGAUACUGCAUAGAACUGCAAGUGCACAACUACCUUUCUGUAUGUUGCACAUGGUCAUGUUGUCCCUGUGCACAGGUCAUAGAUUAAAUUACACACCCGGGAUGAUUCUUAAUCUCCAGUGACAGAAGUUAGUCAGGGACCCUGGACAUAACCGUGGCCUCUCGCUGUCGUCUCUCAGGAAAGCCGCUCUCCGUGGCUCCUCUCUUCAGCCUGCUCCCACCUUUUCAGCCUCUCAGCUCUCCUGUAGUGGAAGAGCAUGUUAAACUGUACUUGACCUGCACACAUACACGUUCAUAAGUGUCAGUAUGUAAAAAGAAAUAUCUACAGCAGAUACCAGGAGUAUUAAGACUGGAAAUCGUUAACUGUGUUUUAAAGACUAUUCAAACCCGCUGAGCUUGUAGAACAAAAUGAAGGAUAGUUUAUUGGUUGGUUGGAUGGAUAAGAGAUUUCCAGAAAACAUGUAAUUCACAUGUUGUUUGCCUUUUUUUUUUAAUGGUACAAGGCUCUGCUUUCCCUUCACCAAUGCUGAGAGCUAAACAAAAACUGAGCGGGUUGUCUUGUUUUGGUCAUCGUGCCUGUGAUGAUGACCGGGUCUGUUGAAGGAACUCUAGAACAAGUAACUACCAAGGCUAGUUCUCUUUGAUAAAGACUGUUUUCAGACUACAUGUAUUGAGUUCUGUACACUAUGGACUUCUUUACCACUAUGUUUAGCAUGCAUGUGGAUAUACCAGAGCUGAAAUGAAAGAAAUAAAUAUUUAUAUAA